CACACACUCGGCCUCGCUCCAAGGUCCUGAGCAGUCAUGGCGCUCGCUCGCUUCCUUGUUGUCCUCCUCGGCGCGGCAUUGGCGUCGCUGCUCCUCUCCUCCUGUGCAGAUGCGUCCGAGGUGGGCGUGAGCUAUGGGAGGGUGGCGAACGACCUGCCGGACCCGGCGAAGGUGACGCAGCUGCUCAAGGACAACGGCAUCACCAUGGUCAGGAUAUACGACGCCAAACAGGAGGUGCUGAGGUCGCUGGCCAACACCGGGAUAAAGGUGAUGGUGAUGGUGCCAAACGAGAACAUCGCGGAGGCGGCCAGGAACCCCUCGUACGCGCUCCAGUGGGUGCGGGACAACGUGAAGGCCUACUACCCCGCCACGCAGAUCCACGGCGUCGCCGUGGGCAACGAGGUGUUCGACUCGAGGCCGGACCUGACGAGGCAGCUCGUCCCGGCCAUGACCAACGUCCAGGCGGCGUUGGCGCAGCUGGGCCUCGCCGACGCCGUGAAGGUGUCCACGCCGAUCGCGUUCACCGCGGUCGAGAACACGUUCCCGCCGUCCCGGGGCAGGUUCAAGGACGAAAUCGCGGAGCCGGUGAUGAAGCCCAUGCUCCAGUUCCUGAAGAGAACCGGCUCCUACCUCACCAUGAACAUGUACCCGUUCUGGGCGUACUACAACCAACCACACGACAUCAACCUGGACUACGCCCUGGGCAACUCCAAUCCCGGCGUCCCCGACGACGACACCAGCCUCAAGUACUACAACCUCCUCGACGCCGAGCGCGACGCCGCGCACUCUGCGAUGGACGAUUUGGUCCCCGGCGUGAGCUUAUCUCUCACGGAGACCAAUUGGCCGCCGCACGGAAAACCCCAUCACGGCGGCGGACACCGCGGCGGGAGGCGUUUGGAGGACGACGGCGACGGGGUGUUCACGAUAGCCAACGCGCAAGCGUACGUCAAUAACCUCAUCAACCGCGUGCUGACCGGCAACACGGGCACCCCUCUCCGCCCCAACGCGCCAUUGGACGUGUACAUCUUCGCUCUCUUCAACGAGAACCAAAAGGGCGACGGGCCGGACGACAUCGAGCAGAACUUUGGGCUGUUCUACCCCAACAUGCAGAAGGUGUACGCGUUCAGCUUCCAAGGCAGCGGCGCGCCACCAGGAGGACAGACGGCGAGCUGGUGCGUGGCGAAUGCGGCCGUGGGGGACUCGCGGCUGCAGGCGGCGCUGGACUGGGCGUGCAGCCACGGCGCGGACUGCGGCGCCAUCCAGCCCGGCGCGUCGUGCUUCGAGCCCGACACCAAGCUCGCACAUGCCUCGUAUGCGUUCAACAGCUACUACCAGCGUAACAACAAGGCCAGCGGGUCGUGUGACUUCGCCGGCGCCGCCUCCGUCGUCUACCAGGAGCCAAGCAUGUGCAGUGCAAAGGCAAGCUGGUGCGUGGCGAACGCGGCAGUCGGGGACGGGCGGCUGCAGGCGGCGCUGAAUUGGGCGUGCAGCAACGGCGCGGACUGCAGCGACACCCAGCCCGGCGCGGCAUGCUUCGAGCCCAACACCAAGGUUGCGCACGCCUCGCACGCGUUCAACAGCUAUUACCAGCGUAAGCAUAGGGCCAGCGGCACGUGCGACUUCGCCGGCGCCGCCUCCGUCGUCUACGAGGAGCCAAGGAUUGGAAACUGCGCGCUUCCAUCCAGGGCCUGAACUGAAGCGACAACACUGCAUCCUGGAGGAGGAUGCACUACCAUCUUGUUACUUGGUGUCUACUCUCUAUGAAACUAAGAAAUAAAACCCCGGUACUUGGGAAGCUGUUCGUUCAGUCAUAUUCCUACUUGGUGUGAGCUACUUAGCAAGUACUGCUCUCUACGAGAGAGCGAGUAUCCUAGUAUAUAAAUCCAUGGGGAUCCCCCUAAUGUAAAUAUCCUAAUCACCGGAAUAACAAAAUCUUCACAUGUGCUUUGUGUCUC
Setaria italica (foxtail millet) is the source of this 1955-nucleotide messenger RNA. Its product is annotated as glucan endo-1,3-beta-glucosidase 3. The transcript has 4 exons. The record is from RefSeq and is a predicted model, not a curated record. Gene Ontology annotation, biological process: carbohydrate metabolic process. Bases 37 to 1692 code for a protein of 551 amino acids. Gene Ontology annotation, cellular component: plasma membrane. Lineage: Eukaryota; Viridiplantae; Streptophyta; Magnoliopsida; Poales; Poaceae. Gene Ontology annotation, molecular function: hydrolase activity, hydrolyzing O-glycosyl compounds.